Messenger RNA from Hippocampus zosterae (dwarf seahorse), 2974 nucleotides. RefSeq names its product katanin p80 (WD repeat containing) subunit B 1 (gene katnb1). Lineage: Eukaryota; Metazoa; Chordata; Actinopteri; Syngnathiformes; Syngnathidae. Gene Ontology annotation, molecular function: microtubule binding. The coding region runs from base 586 to 2601 and encodes 671 amino acids. The transcript has 18 exons. Gene Ontology annotation, cellular component: katanin complex. The record is from RefSeq and is a predicted model, not a curated record. Gene Ontology annotation, biological process: microtubule depolymerization; microtubule severing.
GAGAAAUCUUUUGGGUGGGAGGUCACGACUCUCUUUCCGACACACGUUCCUCACACGACGGUUCCAAUAUGACAUACGCGGUGAUGCAGAUCCAACUUUAGAUUGGAACAAACGCGAACCUUGCGACUGUUUUGAUGACGAGACGCGUGGGAGCAUCUCGAGCCAAUUGGGGAUUCGAGAACGUCAGCGGUACGAGUAGUCAACUCCAGAGACGACAUCGGCAACGCUCGCCCCGAUUCGAACGGCGGGGAUACACCGGAAGGAAGAAGAAGAAGAAGAGCAUCCCAAACUGUCGAGGCGUUUCAAAGGAAUUCCCGAUCCAGGAAAUAAGACUCCGCAACCGCUGAACGAUCGGCUUCCCCGGACGAAUACGACGAUCAAACCAGAGAGCUGUUCUUCCAGUGCGGGAGGAGCGGGGAGAUGGGGGAGGCUGUUUCGGUGUGACGUCAUCGACAGUCGACUGUUGCUAAGCUGCGCACGCGCGCCCGUUUGUCAACAAUCGGAGAAUCUUUUCGUCAGCCGUCGUCGGAGUUCGGCUCAGCGGCUCACCAGAGGUCGGGGGCGGGCGAGGCGCGCGGUGUCGCCAUGGCGGCGGCCGCCGGCACCACCAAGAUCUCCUGGCGACUGCAGGAGUUUGAGGCUCACGCCGGUCGCGUUUGCUGCGCCUCUCUGGGCAAAGGGACGGGGCGCCUCCUGGCAAGCGCCGGCGAGGAUUGCAAAGUCAACAUCUGGUCCGUCAGCAAGGCCAACUGCAUCAUGAGUCUGCGCGGCCACCGGACGGCGGUGGAGUGCGUCCACUUCAGCGCGUCCGAGGAGCAACUGGCCACCGGCUCGCAGUCGGGAGCCAUCCUGGUGUGGGACCUGGAGGCCGCCAAGAUGUUGCGAACCCUUCCGGGACACAAAUCCGGCAUCACCAGUUUCGCUUUCCACCCUUUUGGAGACUUUUUGGUGUCCGGCUCCACCGACGCCAACAUCAAGAUGUGGGAUGUGCGCAGGAAAGGCCCCAUCUACAGGUACAAGGGUCACGCGGCGGCCGUCCGCAGUUUGGCCUUCAGCCCGGACGGGAAGUGGCUGGCGUCGGCCGGGGACGACUCCACGGUCAAGCUGUGGGACCUGAAGCAGGCCAAAACCCUGGCGGAGUUCACGGCCCACACGGCCGCCGUCGGCGCCGUUCAGUUUCACCCCAACGAGUACCUGCUGGCCUCCGGCGGCGCAGACAGGUGGCUGAGGCUGUGGGAUCUGGAGAAGUUCUGCCAGGUGGGGGCGCUGCAGGACACGGGCGCCAUCAGAUGCCUGACGUUCAGCGCCGACGGCGGCUGCCUGUUCAGCGGCCACGCCGACGUCCUCGGCGUGUGCGCAUGGGAACCCGAGCGCUGGCUGGACACGGUGACGGUGGGCUGGGGGCGGGUCGCCGACCUGGCGCUCUGCGACCAGCAGCUGAUCGGCGUGUCUCACCAGCUGAGCGGCGUGUCCACGUACGUGGUGGACCUGAAGCGCGUCAAGAGGAGCGCCGCCUGCGAGAGCGGCGCCGGCGACGACGACAACGUCGCCGCGGCGGCCCCGCCCGCCGACGCCAAAGCGGGCGGACCGCGCCGCAACUACGAACGCCCGUCCGGAGGGUCGGACGUCGGGGCGCCGCCCGGCGACGCCGACGCCGAGAGGCGGAGUCCCGAAGGCGAGCGGCGCAGCCCCAGCGAAGACGAGGCGGACGAGAAGGUUUCCUCGGCGGAAAUCCACAACGCGCAAGACUACCGGGAAAUCUUCCAGCCCCGCAAAGCCAUUUCUCGGACGCCUCCCGGGAUGUCGCGGCCUUUUCCCGCCCCGCCCGAGGACGGAGGAGCCGCGGAUGAGGCGCCGCCGCUUUUUCCCGAGCCGGCGACGGUCGGCCGGCCGGCCUCGUCCGCUCCCGUCCAGAGGGCGGAGCCCACGGCGGCGGCCCGCGCCGAGCGGCCCCCCGCCCCCGCCGGCGAGCGGGCCCCCCCGCCGCCCCAAAUCUUCCCGGCGGACAGGAACGAGCCCACCGGCCUGGACUUGGCCCGCUUCCUGUCGGGCCGGCGCGGCGCAGUCCUGAGCGAGAACGACGUUUUGACCCACAUCCAAAACGGCCACGCCACCAUGCGCGUCAUGCUCAGCAACCGACGCAAGAACCUGCAGACGGUCAGGGACGCCUGGGCCCGCCACGGCAUCAAGAGCGCCCUGGACGCCGCCGUGGCCAUGAACGACCUCUCCAUCGUCGUGGACGUCGUCAACAUCAUCAACAUGCAGCCGUCGCUCUGGACUCUGGACGUGUGCGCAACCAGUCUUCCUCAGAUCGACACGCUGCUGCGGAGUAAAUACGAAAGUUACGUGCAGUGCGGCUGCGCAUCCCUGAAGAUCAUCAUGAAAUAUUUCUGGCCGCUCAUCUGGGAAACGCUGCGGGCGGGGCCGUCGGUGGGCGUGGACGUGACGCGGGAGGAACGGCAGCAGAAGUGCCGCGUGUGCCGCGAGCAUCUGCGGAACAUCAACGACGCGGUGAAGAGCAAAGCCGCGCAGGUGGGGCGGCACGGCUCCGCCUUCGGGGAACUCAGGAUGCUCAUGGCGCAGCUCGACCAGCACCCGUGAACGCCGCCACGUCCGCCUUCGCUCGCUCGGCCGGCCGGCAAAUGGACACGUUCGGAAUUUGGGGCGUCGUUCCCAAAACGUCCCCUGAAAACGGGCGACCAUCAAACAAAUGACGACGGGAGCCUCCCGGCUUCGCUUGGUCCUUUUUGCCCACGUGGAAGUCAGGAAUUGAGCGCCGCAUCCAGAUCUCCCGAUUGGCCACUCGGCGACGAAUUGAGGCGGCGGCCUCUUUGACGGCGCGCACGCAAUGGCCGCUUUCCGUCAAAACGCCGAUCCCCGAUGUCAUCGUUGCACUGCGACGAUGUCGGCCGGACGCAUACUUUGAAACGCUUGCAUUUUGAAAAUAAAACCAAUAAAAAUGUUCUGGACUUGG